CAAGAUUAUGUGUAGUUACCAUCCAAUGUACAUUCCUUAGCCUUAUAUAAAAGAAUCUUUUCAGCAUCUUGUCCUAAAGGUUACGCAGUGUUCGGUGGAAUUUGCUACAAGGCCGUCGACAAAGAGAAGACCUUCGGCGGAGCGGCCGCUGCCUGUGGUGAAGACGGCGGCAUCCUCGCCAUGCCCCGAGACGCUGGGACCAACGCCUUCCUGGUCUCCUUGUACAAGUCCGUGAGCGACAAGGGGGAAUUCUGGUUCGGCCUGCACGAUCAGCGCGUAGAGGGAAGCUUUGAGUGGGUGGAUGGUUCUGCACUUGGGACGUACAACUCCUGGGCUCCGGGAGAACCAAACAACCGUUGGGAUUGGGGCAGCGAAAAUUGUGUUCUUUACUCCCCUAUAAAAUCAGACAAGUGGAACGACGCUGAAUGCCACUGUCCGUAUCGCUUCAUAUGCCAGGCUGUUCCAGGACGUCCACAGGUGACAAUUGGAACUCCCACCACCACCACUGAUUAACGGCUGUCGGACAGUGAAACGUACCAGCCAAAACGUGAAACCUCGACUUAUAGGCUCACAGAAUAGUACCUUGUUGUAUAGCUGCUUUACCUGUUUGUGGAGUGGUAACAAAGAAUGAAUAGUAAGACUGUAUUGAU
This is a messenger RNA of Branchiostoma floridae (Florida lancelet), 650 nucleotides long. Its product is annotated as collectin-11-like. Bases 181 to 513 code for a protein of 110 amino acids. Lineage: Eukaryota; Metazoa; Chordata; Leptocardii; Amphioxiformes; Branchiostomatidae. The record is from RefSeq and is a predicted model, not a curated record. The transcript is spliced from 2 exons.